Lethenteron reissneri (Far Eastern brook lamprey) is the source of this 1827-nucleotide messenger RNA. RefSeq names its product uridine 5'-monophosphate synthase-like. The record is from RefSeq and is a predicted model, not a curated record. Gene Ontology annotation, molecular function: orotidine-5'-phosphate decarboxylase activity; orotate phosphoribosyltransferase activity. NCBI's taxonomy places the organism in Eukaryota, Metazoa, Chordata, Hyperoartia, Petromyzontiformes, Petromyzontidae. Gene Ontology annotation, biological process: 'de novo' pyrimidine nucleobase biosynthetic process; 'de novo' UMP biosynthetic process.
GCCUGGGGCACGUGUCUCUGAAACUCUGCCCACGUGAUUUUUGGGUGCAACGUUUCGGGCGUUGAUCCUCUUUCAUGGCGCAUUUAAGCAGUGGCCUACACUCGGCUGUGGAUACAUGAAGGAGAGCUUGAUGCAAUGCUGAUCGGUGCGCCAUGGAGGACCUCGUAGAGGCGCUGUUCGAGUCGGAGGCGGUGAAGUUUGGAAGCUUCACGCUCAAGAGCGGCCUCGCCUCCCCCGUCUACUUCGAUCUCCGCGUCAUCGUCUCGCACCCGCGCCUCAUGCUGCAGGUGGCGGAGCGCCUAUGGGAUGUGGGCCGCUCCGUGUGCCCCUCAGCGCUGCUGUGCGGCGUACCCUACACGGCGCUGCCCAUCGCCACGCUCAUGGCCACGGCGCACGAGAGGCCCAUGCUCAUGAGGCGCAAGGAAGCCAAGCAGUACGGCACGGCGCGCAUGCUGGAGGGCGCGUUCGCGGCUGGAGAUGUGUGCGUGGUGGUGGAGGACGUCGUCACCAGCGGAUCCAGCGUGCUCGAGACGGCGGACGUGCUGCGUCAGCACGGCCUGCAGGUGCGUGAUGCGCUGGUGCUGCUGGACCGUGAGCAGGGUGGCCGCGAGACCCUGGCCGGCGCUGGCAUCACCCUUCACUCGGUGUGCACCGUGUCUCGGCUCAUGCAGGUGCUGCUGGACCGCGGCCGCGUCGACCAGGCCACGGUCGACUCCGUGUCCGCCUUCAUUUCCCAAAACCGCGCUACGUCACCACCUCCUGCCUCGUCGCCCUCGCUCGAACCUGGGCCGGGCGCGGUGGCACAGAGCUACGGGCAGCGCGCGCGUCUCCCGUCGACGUCGGCCGUCGCCUCGCGGCUCCUGCUCCUCAUGGAGGAGAAGCGCAGCAAUCUGUGCGUGUCGGCCGACGUGCGCACGGCCGCCGAGCUGCUGGCGGUGGCGCGCGCCGUGGGCCCCCACGUGUGCCUCCUCAAGACGCACGUGGACGCGCUUGACGACUUCACGGCCGACCUGCCGGAGCGCCUGGCCGAGCUGGCGCGGAGCCAUCGCUUCCUGCUGUUCGAGGACCGCAAAUUCGCCGACAUCGGCCACACCGCCCGGCGGCAGUACCAGGGAGGGGUCUUUGGCAUCGCGAGCUGGGCGGAUCUGGUGACGGCUCAUGCCGUGUCAGGCCCCGGGGGGCUGGAGGCCCUGGCUGGGGUGGGAGUGCCCCUAGGGAGGGGCUGCCUCCUCAUCGCCAAGAUGAGCUCACAGGGGGCGCUCACCACACAGGGGUACACGCAGGCAACGGUGGCAAUGGCCGAGGCGCGUCGCGACUUUGUGCUGGGAUUCAUCAGCACGGAGCGCGUCACCCAGGACCCCUCCCUGCUGCACGUCACCCCCGGGGUCAAGCUACAGCCGGGAGGCGACGACCUGGGUCAGCAGUACUUGACCCCGGAGGAGGUGGUGGGCCGCCGUGGCUGCGACGUGAUGGUGGUGGGCCGCGGCGUGCUGGAGGCCACCGACGUGACCGCCGCCGCCCGGCUCUACCAGCAGGCCGGCUGGGACGCCUACUGCGGACGCCUCCAGCCCGCCACCGCCUCGUAGCGCGGGGCUACGUGGCACGGGUGGGGCGACGUGGUUGAGUGGCACAGGGCAGGGGCAGCGUGCGCAGGGAAGUGGUAGCAUACAAAGGGGCGGCAUACACAGGGCAAGGGCAGCAUGUAGCAGGGGGCUGAAGAAAUCUGCACUCUCGGUUCCUUUCGGACUGCACUGGCGACGACGUCUGUAAGGGCGCGUGGCGACGUCCGCGGUUUGUCUCGGCGCGAAUAAAGCUACGUUGAAUAAC